UAAUGCUAUGCACACACUUAACCCGUAAAGACCUAUAAUGAAUCAGAUGAUUGUCAUACUAUUAGUACAAUAAAUGACAACAUGUAAUACAAUUUUAUAUCUAUAUAUUUAUAUCUCGAUAUAUAUGAAUGUACGAUACAUAACAUGAUUACAUGACGUAAUAAUCGAGAGUCGUUAUUCAACCACAGGACUGUAUAAUAGAGUAAAGAGUUUUUUGUUUUGUUUGUAAAAGUUUGACAACACUUUCAUUACAUUUAAAUACAGAUUUUUAUUAAUAAUAACAAAAUUAUUUUGUCGUUACUAUUAUUGUGAUAUUUGUUUGAUUUUGUCGGUCAUAAUGAAAACAUUGUACACAAUCGGCGUUUUUAUAGUGAUAGCGAUAACAUUAGGUGUCGGCGACGGUCACAAUAAAUACUCGGCCGAAGCCAAUGUCGGGCCGGCGGACAAUCCGUUUCGUAUGAGAAAGUUAAACGACUUCUGGCAUAAAGCGGUCAAACGAUUAGAUCCAAACAAAUUGAAGGCAUUGAUGGCAGACUUCAAAGCUCAAGACAAAGAAGAGAUAACUCUCAAAAAGUUUAAGUCCGACGGACAGGACAAGGAUGGCGUCAAAGAAGCACAAGUGAGGAAACAAUUGGCCGCUAUUUUAAAGAAAUACGGAUUAUCUGAUUCCGAUAAAAUCGAUGAAGAAGUGGAUAAUAAUACUUCUGGUAAACAUCGGGAUCACUAUAUAGAUAAACAAAUAUUUCGGGACAAAAAAUUAGACAAACUGUGGAAAAAAGCGCAAAACAGUGGUCUAAAUGAUGAACAACUGAUGAUACUUAAGGAAGAAUUCAAACACCACGAAAUGAAACUUAAAGAAUAUAAACAACUUAUCGAUGAUAUGAAUGUUAGUGAAGAUAAAAAGAAAUCCAUUGAUGAAGAAAAUCGAGACAAUUCAUUGAAUGUCAUUCUAGACGAAGAAGAACCACAAGAUAAAGACAACAAAGAGGCCGAUGUUGUGCUUAAAGUGAAACACUUUGAGAUUAAAGAAAAUUUCCGACGACUGAGUGAUAAAGUGAUAAACAACGCUCAAGACUUAAGAUCAUCCGGUGAUGAGUUUGACGAACCAAAAGCUCAAACAUUAUGGGAAAUGGCUCUCAAAUCUAACUUCAAUAAAGAAGAACUCAAUUCAUUGCGCGAAGAGUUGGAACACUUUGAAACAAGAAUCAGAAAAUUGAAACAUUUUGAGUCUCAACUGGAUAUGGAUUCAAUCGCCGGUAAAUAUAUCAAUGAAAACAUAGAUCUGACCGGUGAUGACAGUGAUGACAAACAUUUGAAAAGAAAAGUCAAAGAACUGACACAUAAAGUAAACAAACUUCACUCAGAAUUGGAGUCACGAAUAGUUCAAAGACAUCUUGAGUUAUAAAACAAAUUUAUUUUUUAUAUAGUAUUUAUUUAUACAAAAAAAUACAAUU
Oppia nitens is the source of this 1454-nucleotide messenger RNA. Its product is annotated as alpha-2-macroglobulin receptor-associated protein-like. Bases 338 to 1405 code for a protein of 355 amino acids. The transcript is spliced from 2 exons. Gene Ontology annotation, biological process: regulation of receptor-mediated endocytosis. The record is from RefSeq and is a predicted model, not a curated record. Gene Ontology annotation, molecular function: low-density lipoprotein particle receptor binding; heparin binding; receptor antagonist activity. Gene Ontology annotation, cellular component: endoplasmic reticulum; endomembrane system. Lineage: Eukaryota; Metazoa; Arthropoda; Arachnida; Sarcoptiformes; Oppiidae.